Messenger RNA from Cynara cardunculus var. scolymus (artichoke), 1092 nucleotides. Its product is annotated as protein TIC 62, chloroplastic-like. Lineage: Eukaryota; Viridiplantae; Streptophyta; Magnoliopsida; Asterales; Asteraceae. The record is from RefSeq and is a predicted model, not a curated record. Bases 67 to 1047 code for a protein of 326 amino acids. The transcript is spliced from 8 exons.
CCGCAUUUGGUUAAAACCAUAACCACCACCCAAAWAAAGGUUUCAUCAUCUAUCCAUCCCUCUUCCAUGGCUUCCAAACCAUCCCUCACUCCCAUCGCCGACCUUACGAUCCAUAAAAUCCCGACAUUCCACAGACAAUUUCUUCAAACAAACCCUACUUUUUGUUCUUCAUCAACAUCGUCACUGCUUCCAAGGAAACUUCYAGGUUCCAAGCUCGUUUCAAGACGGAAAGCGUCUGUUUGUAGUAAUUCACUGAAGCAGGAAACGGUACAGAACCCUACUGCAACUCAGACUCCGCUUACGUCAUCUAAUAAACUUGUUCUCGUCAUUGGAGGCACCGGAGGAGUUGGACAAUUARUAGUAGCAUCAUUGCUAAAUCGGGAUGUUAAAUUGCGCCUAUURCUCCGAGAUCCAGWGAAAGCYGCUACUCUAUUUGGAAAACAAGAAGAGGAGAAAUUGCAGGUGAUGAAAGGGGACACUCGGAACUCAGUGGAUCUUGAGCCAUCAAUGUUUGAGGGUGUCACUCAUGUUAUUUGCUGCACGGGUACUACAGCCUUCCCAUCACGGCGAUGGGAUGGAGAUAACACACCUGARAGAGUAGAUUGGGAAGGCGUGAGAAACCUUGUGUCAGCACUGCCACGAUCACUGACAAGGCUCAUCCUAGUUUCAUCGGUARGAGUAACCAAGUCUAAUGAACUACCAUGGAGCAUCAUGAACCUUUUUGGUGUUCUCAAAUAUAAGAAGAUGGGGGAGGAUUUCGUUCGUAACUCUGGCCUUCCUUAUACAAUUAUAAGACCUGGUAGGUUGACAGAUGGACCUUAUACAUCAUAUGAUCUAAAUACUUUGCUCAAAGCUACAGCAGGUGAACGACGAGCCGUUGUAAUUGGUCAAGGAGAUAAACUUGUAGGGGAGGUUAGUAGGCUGGUAGUUGCUGAAGCUUGCAUACAAGCAUUGGACAUAGAUUUCACUCAAGGCCAAAUAUACGAAAUCAACUCGGUACAGGUGAGCAUUCUAACAUUUUCACAUAUUUGGAGAUUACGAUAUUAAUUCUUCAUACAGACAUCUACAUUGCAACAAUUGUCGUGUUUUGAU